Molecule: messenger RNA, 976 nt
Organism: Neopelma chrysocephalum (saffron-crested tyrant-manakin)
Lineage: Eukaryota; Metazoa; Chordata; Aves; Passeriformes; Pipridae
Product: interleukin-17F-like
Exons: 4
Coding region: 322-831 (169 amino acids)
Biological process (GO): inflammatory response
Cellular component (GO): extracellular region
Molecular function (GO): cytokine activity
Source: RefSeq, a predicted model, not a curated record
CCUGCUGAUGGUAGUUGAGGCCACUAAGGGCGAUCAGUGCCCUCAGGGCCCUUUACAGGGCCUUUCAAAGAGAGCAGAGCUUUUUGUAGAGCUCUCAUCAACAUGGAACCUCAGCAGUGAAAGGGAGAGACAUCCCAGGUCCUGGUGCUCUGAGGUCUCCCAGAAGGAAUUCCCUGUGGCUCCUAUUCUUCCCCUGCCCUGUCCUUACAAGACAGAGGGAACCCCAAGAGCAGGCACAAGCAGGUGGAAGGGGCCUCAGAGAAGGAGAACUCUUGUGCCUUGUCACCCUGUGUAUCUGCCCAAAGCAGCAGAGAGGUUGCCAUGGUUUUUUCCAGCUACACUGCCAUGUUCAGAUCACUGUUUUUGGUGCUGGUUCUAGCACUCACUGUAAGGAGCUCACCCCACAAGAAGGUGGUUCACGCUCAACCCAGAAAGGCCAGUGCCUCUGUGAGGCUGAGUGAAGAUUGCCUGAACCAAAGGGAUCUCAAAUUCCCCACAGCAGUGGAAGUCAGCAUUCGUAUCAGCAAGUCACAUCAUGCCUUUAGGAUGGUCCAUGAUAUCAGGAACCGAUCUCUUGCUCCUUGGGAUUACAGGCUCGACAAGGAUCCCAACCGCUUCCCCCAGGUGAUUGCCGACGCCCAGUGCCGCCUCUCUGGCUGUGUGAGCCCCCUGGGGCAGGAGGACCGCAGCCUCAACUCCGUGCCCAUCAAGCAGGAGAUCCUGGUCCUGCGGCGGGAGCAGCAGGGCUGCCGGCCCACCUACCGCCUGGAGAAGAAGGUCAUCACCGUGGGCUGCACCUGCGUCACUCCAGUCAUCCACCACCACUCCUAGGAGGAGUUAUUAGGGCAGGCGACACUGGGAAGAAGCAAUAUAUCCUAUAGACGCCCCUCUGGUGAAAUCCCACAGUCGCCCACCGCGAAUCCCAGGAAUUCAACACGACAUCGCCCUUCCAAACCUGAGCAAAUUACCUCUUGAA